UCCAGUAUCGCCAAACAGAAGCUGAGAAAAAAAAGAAACUUACAGAGAAGCUAUGGGAAUCACACUUUCUCAAUUUUUUAGUCGAAUGGGUGAGCUCUACCAUUCUUUCUCCAAUCGCGAGGCUCGUGUUCUCAUGGUUGGAUUGGAUGCAGCAGGAAAGACCACCGUUUUAUACAAACUCAAGUUGAACGAGACGGUGACAACGAUUCCUACUAUUGGAUUUAACGUAGAAAGUGUUUCACCCUGCAAGGGGCUUAAAUUUACGGUCUGGGAUUUUGGUGGCCAAGAGAAGCUCCGACCACUUUGGCGCCACUAUUUCCAGAACACCCAGGGGUUGAUUUAUGUCGUGGAUAGCUCCGAUCUGGAAAGAAUCCUUGAGGCCAGGCGAGAGCUCUUCGGAGUUCUCGACAGUCCAGAGAUGGAGGGCGUACCUGUGGUUGUCAUUGCUAACAAGCAGGAUCUCCCACGAGCGCUAAGGUCGCACGAUUUGGCUCAGCAGUUGGCUCUGGUGCAACACAAAGCAAACCCGUGGCACGUGCAAGAGGCAUGCGCUACAACUGGUGAGGGCAUUUAUGAAGCUAUGUACAAACUGAGUGAUAUGGUAAAGGAGUUUGAGAAGAGCUCAAGAAAAUACUGAUUAUAUUGGUCAUGGGUGAUUUGCAAUUCAAGAGACAGUGCCUUGACUUCACCCUUGUGUCUUUCUUAAUUCGGAGAAUAGAUGUAAAUUUUUAGCAUAUAUAUAGAUAUGUCUUUUUAUUUUUUUUUAUUUUUAUACUUUGAUGUUCCAAUAGUUUGUAAGAUUGUUUUUCCAGUUCGAUAUAUUUCAUUUUGUUAACGAUAACCAAUGUCACAGUCUCAAGUUUACCGGAGACUGGGGGAAAGAGCGAAAAAAAAUUGAAUGAAUGAUAUAAACUAACCAACAGAAAAACAACGGAGGUGGAUUUACGAUAUUCAUAUUGUAUGAUAUGUCCGGGCCUUGUGCCUUUGUUUCAUUAUUGCUAAGAACAUUUUGAUGUUUAUGUAUUUUAUUUAUCAGUUUUAUACCGCAGUUCACCUGCUCCGCCGAUUUGAGACUUUCGCAUAUGUGCCACAUUGAGAUUACUUUCAUGGGCACUGUAUUACAAUUUAUAAAUCAUUUUAUCCUAUGCUUAAGCUUGUUAGACAAUGAAAUGAGUUUGCUAAACUCUCAACUUCGUAUCAUCUUAGUUGAUCUUCGAAUUACAAAUUCGAAGGCGGCCAUCCUCAACUGAAAUUCUACAAAAUCAACUCAA
Stylophora pistillata is the source of this 1271-nucleotide messenger RNA. RefSeq lists its product as uncharacterized. Gene Ontology annotation, molecular function: GTPase activity; GTP binding. NCBI's taxonomy places the organism in Eukaryota, Metazoa, Cnidaria, Anthozoa, Scleractinia, Pocilloporidae. The record is from RefSeq and is a predicted model, not a curated record.